AUGAAUCGUCCUUUCUCCUUUGGCAAACAAGAUAUUGCUGUUGCAAAUAGUAGCACCGCAAGAAAUAUGGAGACUCGGGCCCUUCCCGCACAGUGGUAUCGUUCUCCAGCUCUUUACUCUCUUGAACGGCGAGCAAUCUUCUCCAAGAAAUGGAUCUUCGAGACACGCUUCCUCAAUGCGGGUGAUUACGUGCAGUAUACAGUCGCUGUAUAUAACCUUUUAGUUUUCAAGUAUCGCAAAAGCACCAUUCGGGCGUUCCCUACCGUUUGUCGCCAUCGGGCGUAUCCUGUUAUGGAAACGGAGUGCGACACGGCAAACAUCAUGGCCUGCAAAUAUCACAGCGAGUUCGGUACCAACACAGAACGCGGCUGUGCUAAUAUAUCCAGGAUAGUCAUUGUUUCUAUCCACAUCCAUGUCGAUAAGCUAGGUUUUAUCUGGGUGAACUUGGAAACUCCGACCAAAAGUACUUUCUCAUGGGAGGAAGACACUAGUGGUGAUGACCAGCAGCCAUGCUUACAGCACUUCAACAUGUCGGAAUAUCGCUUCGGUCAUCAAUGGAGUAUGAUGGGCGAUUACAACUGGAAGACACUCGCUGACAACUACAACGAAUGCUAUCACUGUCCCACUGGUCAUCCAGGGGUAAAUGCCGUCUCAGACCUUUCAAGCUAUCACGUCGAGGUGAAACGCGGGAUCAUCGAGCAUUACAACAUAAAAAAGGAAGACACGACGGGAUUUGAUAUCAACGGCUCGUUCUAUUUCCCUAAUGCCUCCAUUGCUAUCUCAUAUGUCUCCUAUCCGCUUCACAUGAGCAUUGCUGAUUGGGUUUCCAACAGGCCAAUCUUUUUUUACAUGAUGAGAUGUAUACCCGUCUCAGAAUCUCAAACUCUCAUGGAGUAUGAGGCGUAUCGGCACAAAGAUGCACCAGAAGCUAAAUUUACAAACUUAGUAAUUUCUUCAAACAGGUCGUUUGCAAUGCGGCAUAGAAAAACCUCAACGCGGGCAUCUUCACCAACGGAUAGGUACAUCCUAUUGCGGAGAAGCAAAAAUGGACCUUUAUACUUCCAGAAGCUAGUUCGAGACUUGGCUUUAAGCAUCGGCUGGAGGAAGAAGAGGCUGGUCAGGAAAUUUGGCCAGCAGUACCUCGACAUUUCGAGACAUCAAAAGUUGAUGAGAUAUUCAAAUUCUGUCAGGGGCUUGGCUGUGUAUUAG
Molecule: messenger RNA, 1209 nt
Organism: Penicillium antarcticum
Lineage: Eukaryota; Fungi; Ascomycota; Eurotiomycetes; Eurotiales; Aspergillaceae
Product: aromatic ring-hydroxylating oxygenase subunit alpha
Exons: 4
Coding region: 1-1209 (402 amino acids)
Molecular function (GO): iron ion binding; 2 iron, 2 sulfur cluster binding
Source: RefSeq, a predicted model, not a curated record